GAAAUCCAUGCAGUGGUUUCAUGAACAUUAACCAAUCAGAGUGGAUCUAGCAUUACAAACUUUCCUUUUUGAACUCUGAACUCUGAAGCUGGGGUAUCCCUUCAGUAAACCAUGCCAAAAAGCUUAAAUUGAGAAUGAAAAUAAACAGACAAUUCUAACAUUCCAGCAGAUAGAGAUAUAACUGGUAUACAAUCAAAUUGACAAUGGCAUCACUUCACCCAACAGUAUCAGAGUAUUAUACAGAUAAAAAUGUUUUCAUAACAGGAGCAACAGGAUUUAUUGGCAAAGUCCUGUUAGAAAAACUGUUAAGGAGUUGUCCUAACGUUGGAAAUCUGUAUUUAUUAGUUCGACCUAAGAAAUCUCAAGACUGUCAUCAAAGGAUCACAGAAAUCUCACAGUCUCCGGUAUUUGACAAAGUCAGAGCUGAAAAUCCAAACUUUGACAAAAAGUUGAUUCCAAUCCAUGGUGAUAUAACAGAGGAAGGUCUAGGUAUCAGUGAAGAGAAUGUGGAGUUAUUGGAGAACCAGGUCAACAUUGUGUUCCAUAGUGCUGCUACAAUACGAUUUGAUGAACCUCUUAGUAACAGUGAGGAAAUAGAUUCAAGCAGUGCCAAAUCAGGCUCUGCAUUAAGAAUUGCCAUGGAAAUGAAUGUUUUAGGAGUAAGAAAAAUGAUUCAGCUGUGUAAUAACUUUAAGAAACUAGAAGUUUUUGUUCAUGUGUCAACAGCAUAUGCUAAUUGUGACCGACCAUUCAUAGAAGAAAUGGUUUAUCAACCUAGUGUAGAACCACAGAAACUCAUAGAUGCUUUAGACUGGUUAGAUGAUGAGAUGCUUGAUCAAAUUACUUCAAAAUUAAUUGGUGACAAACCCAAUACAUAUACCUUCACAAAACAGCUGGCGGAACAUUUGUUGAUAAAGGAAGGAUCAAGUCUACCUCUAGCAAUCUUACGUCCUUCAAUUGUUGGUGCUUCAUGGAAGGAGCCAUUUCCUGGUUGGAUAGACAACUUUAAUGGACCAAGUGGACUUUAUGUUGCAGCUGGUAAAGGAAUUUUACGAUACAUGAAUUGUGACGCAAUGGGAGUAGCUGACAUUAUUCCAGUAGAUAUACCAGUCAACAUGAUGAUCACUAUGGCAUGGUACACAGCAGUAUACAAGCCAAGUACAGUACCAAUAUUCCACAGUACCUCAGGAUCUGUAAAUCCAUUCACAUGGGGAGAAAUAGAGAAUGUAGUUAUGAAUUUUUGGAAGAAAGUUCCAUUAGAUUCCUGUUUCAGAAGACCAAAGGCACCAAUAGCUAAAUCUGGAUUUCUACUAGAUUAUUAUAUAUUUGUUAGUCAUAUGAUUCCUGCUUACUUUGCUGACUUAGGUUAUUGUAUGCUGGGAAAACGACCAAGAAUGGUAAAGAUUUACAAUAAGUUACACAGAGCUAUGGGAACAUUGACAUUCUUCACUACUCACUCUUGGGAAUGGACAUACAACAACCUAGACAUGUUAAAAAGUAAACUGUCACCCGAGGAUAGAAGGUUAUUUUAUUUUGAUCCACGAGGUCUACACUGGCCCACUUACUUAGAGGCUUAUUGUUUAGGAGCUAAGAAAUAUUUAUUGAAUGAGGAUCUGUCAGGAUUACCAGCAGCUAAAGCUCAUCUCAGAAACUUGAGAAACCUUAGAUACAUUUUCAAUACAGUAGUGAUAGUGGCCUUGUGGAGGGUAUUGGUAGCCCGAAGUGACAUUGCUAGAAAUCUGUGGGUGUUUAUAAUUGGACUUGUAACAAAAUUUGUUAAAUUCUUUCGAUUAACGAGUGCUGUGCGACGGUAACACAAUAUUGAGAUCAAAUAGCAUGUAUGAUUAUAGUGCUGAAGAACAGAUAACAGAAGUGCAGAAGUCCAGGAACAAAUAUUUGAAAUAAUUAUUUAUGUAUAAGUCCAAAUCAGGCUCCACUAGGGAAUGACAAUUUGUGAGAUAUGGUUAUUGUCAAGGCAACACUUUAAAUAACUGUCUUUCUAUCUUACCAAACAUUUAUUUUUUAUCAUAAGGAAAGACCUAUUUUUACAUGUAUGUCAGUUACUUAUUUAAAAAGAAAUUUCCCCUACCUAUAGCUUUAGAUGUUGCUGCUUAUUCCAAGGUCAUAAUUUUCUUUAAAAAGUACCAUUUACAACUAAUUGUUAUUUGGGAAUGAUUGAAAAAGUAUGGAAGUUGAUGUAAAAAGUUGUUGAUUAUUUUUAAAAUGAGCAUGUUAAAGUCAGUACAGCAAUAUGACAAUUAAUUGCUUUUUUGCUCCAAAUAAUUCUAGUCUAAACAAAAUAUUGUUUUGUCCUCAUUGUGCUUAAAUUACUUUCACUAAAUGUUACACAAGCAUCAAGGUGUUCAAGGGGAAUAACUUUGUAAAAAAGUAAAUCAUGAAUAAUGGGGAAAAGUCUUGAAAUGAAGAGAAUAAGUUGAUACUUUGAGAAUAGAAAUAUUUUCCUUUUGUUAUUAUCUGUAUAUCAAUAUACAUUUGUCUUUCUAGUUGCUUGUUACAUAUCUUCCUUUAUUUUUAUAUAAUUAUAUAUCUACUCUCUAAAGGCUAUUCCAUUUAACAAUAACCAAAACCUUGCUUAUUACCACACAUGGUAAACAUUGUUUUUAAUCUAAUGCACCUUUGUGUUUUUAAGUAUUUCAACUUUAUUGUGUGAAAAAUUGUUAUGUUAAUCAAUACAAUCUAGAAGACGCUGAAAACACUGAAACAACAAGAGAAAGUUGACUUUUACCAAACACAAGAAAUUAGAAGCAUAUUUGUAAGAAGACAUGUUACAUAGUAUUAUUGUUAAACUACAUGGCACAAGUCAUACACAGAAAUAUAUGACAGUGAUAAGAGGCAUUUACCCAUUUUCCAACUUUUGGAAUAUGUUAUGUAUAGUGGAAUAGCCCACAGUUAUUAAUGUAUGUAUUAGUUUAUUUUCAUCCUGUGCAUUGUUUACUAUGAAACUAUUGUAUUAUAGUAAUCUUAGCUUAACUUUUAUUCACAUAUUGCCUCUUAAACAUGAUUAUAUUACAUGUUUCUAUUUUAAAACAACAAAACUCUUUUUAAAUUAUUUUUUCAAUGCAAACAUAAACUUUAUUUAAAUUUUAUUGCAUGCUUACAUGUAUUGACAAAUGGUUAUUGUACAUUUUAUAAGAUUGUGAGCCCAUAUCCUUUUGAAGAAAUAUUGAGUUCAUAUCCAUUUCAUGAAAUUAUGAGUUCACAUCAGAUUCUUUUAAAAGAACAAAUGAAAAAUUUACACCACCCUCUCAUUAUCAGCAUUAUAGCGGAGUACUUGUAUAGUUGUCUUCAUUAAGAGAUCAAUUAAUUGAUAUGGGCUUGAAUUCAAAAAAGAGAAAUUAUAACAAUAUUUUUCUAACCAAGAAGAGUGAAAUUAAUGUGUUAUAAAAAUGAAAUCCUUUUAUUUACAGUAUUAUCUAUCUUAUUGCAUACACAUACAUAUUAUGGAAUGAGUUAAUUAUUGUAUACAUAUACAUAUUAUGGAAUGAGUUAAUUAUUAAGUGGAUCAUGGGUGUAGGAAUUUAUAAAUUGUCUUUUUAAGAUAUUACAUUGUUGGCAAUUUUUAAAUUUUUCCUUUGAAAUAUAUAAAGCCUAUUAUUUUUAAGAUUAUGGACAGGACUUGAUAUGUAAGAAAUCAUUUUUCAAACCUGAACACAGAUGUGAAAUGUGAUUAAAUGCACGUUAAUGAACAUUUGCGCAGAUAAUGAAUGAAAAAACUGCGUUCAAGUUCUUGUAAAAUGCCUUAAAUUGCUUAACUGGUGUUUCUACAAAAGGCUUAUUGAAGCAAUAAAGAAAUUGACAUAUGAUCAUGACCCCAAAGUAGCUUAAAAAUCAUGUGACAUUAAAGAAAACACCUAUGUUUACCUUUUGGUCAGGUGCAAGUGAUGUCACAGUAUCUAGCUUAUUUUUUAUAUGUUUCAUGUAUUUUAAGACCUUUUUAAGACGAUUACAAUUUGAAAUUAAAACAGUUGAUUUCAUAUCCUUUAUUGUUUGUUAUUACUGUGUGUUAAUGAUGUUGCUUUGUGUAGAAAGUAAGAUUUCCUAUAUCAUUUAAAGAUAACUCACCUUAUUAAAAGUAAUCCAAUAUCUUCUGAUUUAAUAUACAGAGUUUGUCUGUUGGUUUUUGUUCACAGAAAAAAUAUAGUCUUGAAAAAGCUUGUGAUAUAAGUGGAGAAAAUAUAGUUACUAUUUUGAAGAUAAGGUGUUAAUUAUGAAAUAUCUUAUAUGAAGAUAAAUUCUACAAGAUGUGUUUAUAAAUCCUUCAAAGAAAUAGUCAUAAGAUUUAAUUUUAGAUAAUUAUUUCCUCAUUAUUAUCUACACCCUGUCAGGAGAUUUUUUUAUGAUUUAUUUCUUCAUAAAUGUUUAAUGUAGAAAAGUCAUUCAUCAAUGAGAAAAAGAAUAAUUCUAAUCUUGUUUCUUGGUUAUUUACAUGUUCAUCAAAGUUUUCUUUAUCACAGCAUGCAAGCCAAUAAAUGGCUUAUUCUAUGUCUUAUAGGAAUUUAUUACUGCCAUUGUUAAACACCUUUGACUGUAUUUAUCAAUACUCUGCAAUUUUUCCAAAAAUGUUUCAACUGAAAAUAAAAUUCUUUUAAAAAUCU
Molecule: messenger RNA, 4616 nt
Organism: Mytilus trossulus (common blue mussel)
Lineage: Eukaryota; Metazoa; Mollusca; Bivalvia; Mytilida; Mytilidae
Product: fatty acyl-CoA reductase 1-like
Exons: 14
Coding region: 204-1814 (536 amino acids)
Biological process (GO): long-chain fatty-acyl-CoA metabolic process
Cellular component (GO): peroxisome
Molecular function (GO): alcohol-forming very long-chain fatty acyl-CoA reductase (NADP+) activity
Source: RefSeq, a predicted model, not a curated record